Messenger RNA from Austrofundulus limnaeus, 957 nucleotides. It is a transcript of the gene rab21, whose product is annotated as RAB21, member RAS oncogene family. Gene Ontology annotation, molecular function: GTP binding; GTPase activity. The record is from RefSeq and is a predicted model, not a curated record. Gene Ontology annotation, biological process: Rab protein signal transduction. NCBI's taxonomy places the organism in Eukaryota, Metazoa, Chordata, Actinopteri, Cyprinodontiformes, Rivulidae.
AAAAAUCACUUAAUAAACGUUCGGCCUGAAAAUUAUAUAUUUUAUUUACAGGAAAAGAUCAAAGUUUGGAGCUCAUGUCAGCUUGUUUAGCUCAGAGUGAGCCGUCGUCCUGUAAAUACACGAGCUUCGGUCGAGCUAGCCGGCUAGCUGCUAACUGAAAGAGACGCCAUUAGUUGUUGGAAAGAAUCAGGUAGAAACAGGAACUGGUUCCGCCCGUGGACCCGUUUCUCCCCCCACCUGCUGACUGGUUCUGACUGCAGUUCGGGUUCUGUUCGGUCCAAGCCUUUAUGGUUUCAGCUCCUUUUUAAAGKCGGAAGCCAGCGGACUGCAGUUCCGACGUCAGGGUUAGCAUUAGCAUCGUUAGCUCGGAAACGCCUGUUUUUCUUCUUCUUUUUUACAAUCAAAACUCGGGAUUUCCAGGACGUGAAGGUGCAAACAUGGCGGCAGCGGGGGCGGCCGGAGGCGGGAAAAGCUUCUCGUUUAAGGUGGUCCUGCUCGGGGAAGGCUGCGUGGGAAAGACCUCCCUGGUUCUGCGGUACUGCGAGAACAAAUUCAACGACAAACACAUCACGACCCUGCAGGCGUCCUUCCUCACAAAGAAGCUGAACAUCACAGGGAAACGGGUCAACCUGGCCAUCUGGGACACGGCGGGUCAGGAGCGUUUCCACGCCUUAGGUCCCAUCUACUACAGAGACUCCAACGGAGCCGUGCUGGUCUACGACGUGACGGACGAAGACUCCUUCCAGAAGGUGAAGAAUUGGGUCAAAGAGUUGAGGAAAAUGUUGGGAAAUGACAUCUGUUUAUGUAUAGUUGGUAAUAAAAUAGAUUUGGACAAAGACAGACACGUCUCAGUGGAGGACGCUGAGAGCUACGCGGAGUCGGUGGGAGCCAAACACUACCACUCAUCAGCCAAGUUAAAUAAAGGCAUCGAGGAGCUGUUCCUGGAUCUGUGUAAAC